Messenger RNA from Malania oleifera, 1038 nucleotides. Its product is annotated as non-classical arabinogalactan protein 30-like. Bases 282 to 791 code for a protein of 169 amino acids. Lineage: Eukaryota; Viridiplantae; Streptophyta; Magnoliopsida; Santalales; Ximeniaceae. The record is from RefSeq and is a predicted model, not a curated record. The transcript has a single exon.
AAAAUACUCACACAUAUUUUAAAGAAGUUGCACUUACAAACUCAAAUCACUUUUAAAAAAAAAAACUGGAGUGGUGGUCUUUUCGUAAGCACCGAAUUACAAUAAUGCAAACCACCAACACAGCUUAGCAGCACCCACGUUCAAUCAAGAAGUUCAAAACUCACAUAAAUUUCUCGUGAAAAAGAAACUAUAAAUUCCAUGAACUUUGAGGGUUUCCCCACCUAAGUAGCUCAGCUAUCUUCUUCUUAACAUCUCCAAGCACAAACUACCCCUCCAAGAAGAUGGAAACCAGCAAGCUCAUAAUCAUCCCAUUUCUCCUACUUCUCUCCCUGGCCUUCCCUUCCAUUGCCACCGUUGUUGAAGAGACGCCCAUGAAAACAGAUGUGGUGGUGGAGGGAAUGGUGUACUGCCAGAGCUGUGAGCACUUAGGAUCUUGGUCGUUGACAGGGGCCGAGCCCAUUCCUGCAGCCAAAGUCAGCGUUACCUGCAAAGAACACAAAGAUCGAGUCAGCUUCUACAAGGUUUUUUCCACAGACGGGAACGGUUACUUCUAUGCACAGCUUGAAGGAUUCAAGAUGUUGGACCAUCCCCUCCACUCAUGCAAAGUGAAGCUGGUUUCAUCCCCUCUUCCAAAGUGCAACCUCUCCUCCAAUGUCAACUACGGGCUCUCUGGUUCACCGCUUCGUUAUGAAAACAAGAGACUGGUUGGGAAGCAUUAUGAGGCUGUGGUUUAUGCUGCAGGUCCCCUCGCUUUCCGUCCAGCCCAUUGCCCUCCCUCGACUCACUACUAACUGACUACCUUGUAUGCAUAAAUCCUAUUGAUAAUCCGUCUCUUCUCUUUGCUCCGUCCUUUUUCUAGUUUUCUUUGACUUUUUUUUAUUUUGAUUUUCCCAACCUGUUGAUUUGAAGGCUCUUGUCCAAAUGAGAGAACACUCUGUUCCAUUGCUUGAAUAAACUGAAGUAAAAGGCUGCGCAACAUAAUUUUUUUAACUGUAUUUUGCUCAUGUUACCUGGUUUUUCUGCCGCAUGUCAAUAAAG